Molecule: messenger RNA, 924 nt
Organism: Eurypyga helias (sunbittern)
Lineage: Eukaryota; Metazoa; Chordata; Aves; Eurypygiformes; Eurypygidae
Product: 1-phosphatidylinositol 4,5-bisphosphate phosphodiesterase beta-1-like
Exons: 8
Biological process (GO): lipid metabolic process; memory; phosphatidylinositol-mediated signaling
Cellular component (GO): cytoplasm; nuclear speck
Molecular function (GO): phosphatidylinositol-4,5-bisphosphate phospholipase C activity; calmodulin binding
Source: RefSeq, a predicted model, not a curated record
GAUCCAAAACUGCGCGAACUGUUGGAUGCUGGGAACCUAGGAGGUCGACUGGAAAAUCGAAUGAUAACUGUUGUCUAUGGUCCAGACCUGGUGAAUAUAUCGUACUUGAACUUAGUGGCAUUCCAAGAGGAUAUAGCAAAGGAAUGGUCAGAUGAAGUGUUCAGUCUGGCAACAAAUCUGUUGGCACAGAACAUGUCAAGGGACGCCUUUCUGGAAAAAGCUUACACAAAACUUAAGCUGCAGGUGACUCCAGAAGGGCGCAUUCCGCUGAAGAACAUAUACCGCUUGUUUUCCGCUGACAGAAAACGAGUAGAGACCGCGUUAGAAGCUUGUAAUCUUCCAUCUUCCAGGAAUGAUUCAAUCCCUCAAGACGACUUCACGCCAGACGUGUACAGGGUGUUCUUAAACAACCUCUGCCCUCGGCCUGAGAUCGACCACAUCUUUUCAGAGUUUGGUGCCAAGAGCAAACCGUACCUUACUGUUGAUCAGAUGACGGAAUUUAUAAAUUUUAAGCAACGUGAUCCACGGUUAAAUGAAAUCCUUUAUCCACCGUUAAAACAAGAACAAGUUCAGCAGCUGAUUGAGAAGUAUGAACCCAACAGUAAUUUAGCAAAGAAAGGACAGAUAUCGGUGGAUGGAUUUAUGCGGUAUCUGAGUGGCGAAGAAAACGGCGUUGUUCCACCUGAGAAACUGGAUUUAAAUGAAGAUAUGUCUCAACCACUGUCACACUAUUUCAUCAAUUCCUCACACAACACCUACCUCACAGCUGGACAGCUGGCCGGUAACUCAUCGGUGGAGAUGUAUCGGCAAGUGCUUUUGUCAGGCUGCCGCUGUGUGGAGCUGGACUGCUGGAAAGGACGAACAGCUGAAGAGGAGCCGGUCAUUACACACGGAUUCACGAUGACAACUGAAAUAUCCUUCAAG